AGAAAGGGAGAGCGGCGCGGAGAUCGAAAGAGACCCGAGAUAAAGCUUGAGAGCAGAAAUAAUUGAGGCGGGGGGCGGGACGAGAAGAAGGACUGGGAGGAAAGAGAAAGAGGCUCGGAGGAAGGGAAGUGAGUUUGUGCGCGUGAGUGUGUGCGUGUGUGCAGGGCGGGCGGGGGGCGGGCUCCGGGCUCCCUCCUCCCAGCCCGCUCCUCUCGCUGGCUCGCCAACUCCGGGCCCCAGCCGCGGGCGGGCGCACGGCGGGCGGGCAGCAUGCUGAGCCUCCUCGUCUGGAUCCUCACUCUCUCCGACACUUUCUCCCAAGGGACCCAGACCCGCUUCAGCCAGGAGCCAGCCGACCAGACUGUGGUUGCCGGACAGCGGGCUGUGCUCCCCUGUGUGCUCCUCAACUACUCUGGGAUCGUGCAAUGGACCAAGGAUGGGCUGGCCCUGGGUAUGGGCCAGGGUCUCAAAGCUUGGCCACGGUACCGGGUCGUGGGCUCUGCGGACGCCGGACAGUACAACCUGGAGAUCACAGAUGCCGAGCUCUCUGACGACGCUUCUUAUGAGUGCCAGGCCACGGAGGCUGCCCUGCGCUCCCGGAGGGCCAAACUCACUGUGCUCAUCCCCCCGGAGGACACCAGGAUUGAUGGAGGCCCUGUGAUUCUGCUGCAGGCGGGCACCCCCCACAACCUCACAUGCCGAGCCUUCAAUGCCAAGCCUGCAGCCACCAUCAUCUGGUUCCGGGAUGGGACGCAGCAGGAGGGUGCUGUGGCCAGCACGGAACUGCUGAAGGAUGGAAAGAGGGAGACCACCAUCAGCCAGCUGCUCAUUAACCCCACAGACCUGGAUAUUGGACGUGUCUUCACCUGUCGCAGCAUGAAUGAGGCCAUCCCCAGUGGCAAGGAGACUUCCAUUGAGCUGGAUGUGCAUCACCCUCCUACAGUGACCCUGUCCAUUGAGCCACAGACGGUGCAGGAAGGCGAGCGUGUUGUCUUCACAUGCCAGGCCACAGCCAACCCUGAGAUCCUGGGCUAUAGGUGGGCCAAGGGGGGAUUCCUGAUUGAAGAUGCCCACGAGAGCCGCUACGAGACAAAUGUUGAUUACUCCUUCUUCACGGAGCCCGUGUCUUGUGAGGUCCACAACAAAGUGGGGAGCACCAACGUCAGCACUUUAGUAAAUGUCCACUUUGCCCCUCGGAUUGUAGUUGACCCCAAGCCCACAACCACAGAUAUUGGCUCUGAUGUGACACUCACCUGUGUCUGGGUUGGGAAUCCCCCUCUCACCCUUACCUGGACCAAAAAGGACUCAAACAUGGGGUCCAGGCCUCCUGGCUCCCCACCCGAGGCUGCUCUCUCUGCCCAGGUCCUGAGUAACAGCAACCAGCUGCUUCUGAAGUCGGUGACCCAGGCAGAUGCCGGCACCUACACCUGCCGGGCCAUUGUGCCUCGCAUCGGAGUGGCUGAGCGGGAAGUGCCACUUUAUGUGAAUGGGCCCCCCAUUAUCUCCAGCGAGGCGGUGCAGUAUGCUGUAAGGGGCGACGGAGGCAAAGUGGAAUGUUUCAUAGGGAGCACUCCACCACCCGACCGCAUCGCUUGGGCAUGGAAGGAGAACUUCCUAGAGGUGGGGACCCUGGAACGAUACACGGUGGAGAGGACCAACUCGGGCAGUGGGGUGUUGUCCACCCUCACCAUCAACAAUGUCAUGGAGGCUGACUUCCAGACCCACUACAACUGCACUGCCUGGAACAGCUUUGGGCCAGGCACAGCCAUCAUCCAGCUGGAAGAGCGAGAGGUGUUACCUGUGGGCAUCAUUGCUGGGGCCACCAUUGGCGCAGGCAUCCUGCUCAUCUUCUUCUUCAUCGCCUUGGUGUUUUUCCUCUAUCGACGCCGCAAAGGCAGUCGAAAGGAUGUGACCCUGAGGAAACUGGACAUCAAGGUGGAAACAGUGAACCGAGAGCCACUCACGAUGCAUUCUGACCGGGAAGAUGAUACUGCUAGCGUCUCCACGGCGACCCGGGUCAUGAAGGCCAUCUACUCGGUGACCUCUGGGCAUGGGGACGGGGUUGGCGAGGGGGGACAAGAGCAGGGCCCCCACCUCCUGACACCCGCUCCUGCCGCUCUGCAGUCCUUUAAGGAUGAUGUGGAUCUGAAGCAGGACCUGCGCUGUGACACCAUCGACACUCGGGAGGAGUAUGAGAUGAAGGACCCCACUAAUGGCUACUACAAUGUGCGUGCCCACGAAGACCGCCCAUCCUCCAGGGCAGUGCUCUAUGCUGACUACCGUGCCCCUGGCCCUGCCCGUUUUGAUGGUCGCCCCUCAUCCCGUCUCUCCCACUCCAGCGGCUAUGCCCAGCUCAAUACCUACAGCCGGGCCCCUGCCUCCGACUAUGGCCCUGAGCCCACAGCCCCUGGCCCUGCUGCCCCUGCUGGCACCGACACAACCAGCCAGCUCUCCUACGAGAACUACGAGAAGUUCAAUUCCCAUCCCUUCCCCGGGGUACCCACCUAGACAGAUGGAAAACAGGAUAGCCCAUCCAGUCCCUUUGUUUGCUUUUAUGUCUUAGAUGCAUCUGUCCCUUAGGGCACUGCAGAAGGGACCUUGGGUUUAUGUUGGCUCUUGUCUACAGAACAACCCUGGCACUGAGUUCAACUCCAGCCUCCACUCGGCUGGGAUCAAAAUGCUGGUCACUCUAGCUGUCACUGUGGACAUCUGUCUGUCAGCGUGCAGAGGGAUCCAGAAAUCUCCAGUAGCACAGCUCCCUUCCCUUCUUCCCCUGCUGGGGCCAGCCAGAUAAGUUGCAAUUGUGGUGGAGAAGGAAAGGUCAGGACCCUGUCCUGAUUGAUCAGCAAAAGACCACUGUGCGCUGUGUGGCAGUUCCCAGAACCAACACUAGAGGGAGGCACUCAAGCCCCUUUCUCUCCCCGUCUGCCCCAUUUCCUCACUUUAACCCUUGAACCUCCUCUGGGAGUAGUAGGUUGAGGUAGGGGUGUUGUAGGCUAUUUUUCAAAAGCAACAAAAAAACAAUUAAAACCUCAUUUGGAAAGAAGCUGUAGGGGUUACCCCGCCCCAAUACAAGUCCCAGUGGAAAGAAAAAGGGAUACCUGUUCUUCUCCACCAAGUUCCUGGCACCCUCCAUUACCCUUUCAGUCUCCAAGCACUUUGAAUCCAUUUUAUACAUUCAGGUGGUCCAGGUGGGCUCUGACAGGGUUAGGGAAGGGCAUAGUUCUCUGACUUUGCUGUCGUACCCUAAGCCCCACCAGCUGGUUAGGGCCCACCUUCCAGCCGGGCAUGGGAGAUGUUCUCUCCAGGGAAGUUUUGGUUUAAGUGUCUUUCCCCCGCCUUGGACCAAUCAGAUUCCUUCUUCCACUUCAGUGCCUUGAGUGUCUAGCUUUGGAUGACCAUCCCUGUGUGGGCGGUUGUGCAGGGAGCGGUACUUGGGAAGCUUCAGACAGGCUGUCAAGUGUUACUGUGUCAGAGGAGAGCCAGGUGAGGGGACCUGGAGCGGAAGCGGGCCUGGUAGUGGCUCUGAAGGAGAACUCAGUGCUGAUCGGAUGGAGAAGGUGGCGCGGAAGGUACUGCAGGCAUUCCAAAGCUCGUGCUCUUGUCCCACCCCCACGUGCACGCAUGCCCACACACAUUCCACGCAAUCGCUUCUCAACCACCACCUUCUGACCAAAGAGAACAGGCGCCCCAAAGAGAAUCUGUACCCUUGCCCAGGCCUUGUCUUCCCAAGGAGCCGCGUCUGCAGUUCGCCUCCCCACCCACUGCCAGCCCGAUGAGAGGGGAGCUUCGUUGCAACUCCCAGAAUCCUCCUUGCCCUUUCUCGGUGGUCACCAUUCAUUAGUCAUGUUCGCUUUAAUGAGUUACAUGCUCAUCAGCCACGGGCCAUCACCACCCUUACAGAUGGGUCUGUGGGGUGACAUUCCCAGCCAUUCCCUUGCUGGUGAAGACCACGUAGUACCCGGGAAGCCAGUAGCUGCAGUUCCAGCCUGUCUCUGCAUCCUCCUCCGCUUCAGUGGGACAGUCCCUGUGAAAUGGGACCUACCUGCGACAUUUGCAGGUUUCCAGCUAUAGUCCAUCCCUGGAAGCUCAUACACUCCUACAACAUCCUUUCAUGGGAGCACAGUGAGAAGAUGUCCAGAAUGCAGAUUCCUGUGCAGAUAAAUUUGUGCAAAUUUUCAUAGAUACCAGAAGCUAUGGCUAAUUCAAACUAAUUCAAUUUAAGUCUAAAUAGGGUGACUCUUAAAACAGGAGUAUUCAAAAAAAAUAUUCGUUUUUGUUUGAGAUUUGGCCAGAUUCUCAUAUCCUCUUUUGGGGUUUAAAUGGUGGGAACUGCAUGGUGAACCAAGUGGAAUAGCUUAUCUAGGGAGGGGAAGAUGCCCUUGAACAGGGGGUUCUAUUAUCUGAAGCUGUAGUUCCCAGCAGAACUUGGCAAUCCUGAUUCCCUUUAAUGUUACCAUUUAGUGGGAAGAGAAAGGGGCUAGUGGUCAGGAGAUCCAGAAUCCAGUUCUGAUGCUGUCAUUUAUAGUGACCUGUCCUGACCUCUAUGUUCAUCUCCUCCAAUUUUUUCUGUCCUGCAAAAUGAGGGGAUAGAGUUGCACAAACCUGUAAUGAUUCUGUUUUUGCUUUGUUCACUUGGGGAGGUAUGGUGAGGGACUGUGCUUCUCUGACAAGGAGUUGGGAGCAGUAAGCAAUUGGUGAGGGUUGGGGAGCUGAGGGGUUCUCCCCUAUUGAAAGAAGCUUUCACCAUGUGCUCAUUAUCUUGUCAGAAGUGUUGUGAAUUAAUUUCUACUAGGAACCCCUUUAUUGCAAGCAGCAACAGCUACCCUAGUUUUCUGUGCUGCUCCCCACAUGAUUCUGACAGGUUUGCAAAGGAGACUGACUAGGGAAGGGCAUGGUGGAUUUCCUUUACUUGCUCCCAGGUUACAAGCAUCUCUUUGGUUGGGGGUGGUGAUGGGUCCUCUGGAACACUUUACAGCCCAAAGGACAGCUCAUCCUGCUUACUGAACAAGGCAAAGCCUACAGUCCCAGCUGUCUUGAGCUGGGGUGGGAAUGGGUCCAGCUGACCCCUUUGAGGGAGCAGGUAGAGGGAAGAGGAGGUCAGUGGUUUUGACAUAAGCUUUGGGUCUCAAAGAGAUUCUUAUUACCUUGGAUGACCUAUGGUCUCAGCUUGUGAAGUGCCCAGACUGCAUCCUAAAUACUGGAUCCCUCAAAGUCCAACCAUAGAGUUUGCAUGAAACGAAACCCAUCAUGGUGAGAAAGGACAGCAGUAGUCAGGGAUGAGAUCAGUACUAGGCUCCCUCAAUUAUCAAACUUGGAAUGAAAGGUUAGUUUGACCACCCCGUGUCCCAGCCGUACUCUCUCCUCAUCCAGCAGUUGCUGCUUUCCUUAAAAUUUUGAGGGAAGCCUUUUCUGCCUUUCAGGAUGGGGCACGGUUGCAGGGUUGUCUCUGGCCCUCCAUCCCUGUUGUGAAACUGCAGACACUGUCAGGAGCAUCAAGUCCUGGGCUCCUUAAAACAGUCAGAUGGUCUCUCCAUACACCUGGCCACAAACAGCAAGGUUAGACCAUUGGGGUUCGAUGAAACCCUUGUUAAAGCCAAGACCCCAAAUGGGAAUGAGCUGACUUGGUCACAGCCUUCAUUCUAUGGCUGAACUACAGGACCUCCCAAAGCCACCCCAGGCUCAGAAACCCUGGUCCUCUAUCAUUUCAGUUCCGUGUGACCUGAGGCAGGUCAUUGCUCUGUGCCUCUGCAGGCGAUUCUACGUGUUGGAGAAAUCACUCCAGAGAAUUAGUAAGGCUCCUGACCCUGGUGUGCCCAGUGCGGAGGUGAUGGGGGAACAAUGAGGUACACAGACAAAUCGAUGUCAUUAGAAAGACAUUUAUUUUUGUGAAAAGGCUAUAAAAUUGGCAUCUAUAGAUCUCAUUCCCUUCUCCAUUCCCCUCAUGGUAUUUCUCUCGUCAAAGUCAGACUGUUUCUGAGGUCAUUAACUCACCUCUGGCAGCUUGGUUCUGACACUCAGCCUCUGGGCUGGUGAGGAGAACAGAGAUGUGUGGCUUGGGAGAUUUCUGAAUUUGGGAGAUGGGGCAGAAUCCCAUUUUCUCGCAUCACUGUGAGGGAACUCCAGGCCCUGCCGCUGGAGAAAUAAUUGCUGCACAGAAGUCACAGGCCAUAGUGGGCAGUUCUGGUACAAGCCUGCCCUUAAAAAUAAUAACAACAAUAAUAAUAACUCCAUGUGCAUAGAACUGUCAUUCAUUCCUACCAGUCUGCUGUUCCCCAUCCCUGGGCUUUUUGCUGGGCCCUGACCACUGGUCUCUGCAUUGGUGGGUCAGGGUCCUUCCUAUUGGCUUCUGGAGCUUUCAGAUUCAGCACCUGGGAACACACAAACUCUGGGGAAAGAAUAGCCAAAUUGCCAAUACAAUCAAACUUUUGACACAAUCUCGUUAGCAAUAGUGACCCAGAAGAUUUUUGCUGCCUCCAACUUCACCAGGAAGAGGCCCAAGGCUCCCUGUGGUCACAUUUUCUACCCCUUUCUUGGGAUUGCAACCUCUAUUUCUGGCUCCAGUUGAAUUUUCUCUGCCCAAAUCCCAAUAAAUGGAUCCAUGAAGAUAAUUAAGAGAAGAAGAAAAAAAAUAUUAUUUUUGUUAGGACAAACCAUCGUAGAUUUUUAGCAAUGUGUAUUUGUGUGUCCCUCACACCUUUUCCUAUUCUGCCUUUUUUUUCUUUUUUUUUAAAUAUUAUGUACUAUAUUUUUAGUCUCAAACACACUAUAUAUUAUAUAU
Messenger RNA from Sciurus carolinensis (gray squirrel), 6781 nucleotides. It is a transcript of the gene Kirrel1, whose product is annotated as kirre like nephrin family adhesion molecule 1. Gene Ontology annotation, cellular component: cell-cell junction. Gene Ontology annotation, molecular function: cell adhesion molecule binding. Lineage: Eukaryota; Metazoa; Chordata; Mammalia; Rodentia; Sciuridae. The coding region runs from base 271 to 2508 and encodes 745 amino acids. Gene Ontology annotation, biological process: cell-cell adhesion. The transcript is spliced from 16 exons. The record is from RefSeq and is a predicted model, not a curated record.